AUGACUUCCAGGCUCGACCGACUUGUCACGCUACUGGAGACUGGCAGUACUCCUGUAAUUCGGAAUACUGCAGCCCAGCAACUGGCUGAUGUGCAGAAGCAACAUCCAGAUGAGUUAUUUAAUCUAUUAGGCCGCAUUGUCCCCUAUCUCAGGUCUAAAUCAUGGGACACCCGCACAGCUGCUGCCAAAGCCAUCGGCCUUGUCGCAGCAAAUGCUGAGCAGUAUGACCCAAAUGCAGACGACGGCUUAACAAUCAAAGAACCAGAGGAUGCCGACGAUGUGGAAAUCAAAUCAGAAGUCAAAGAAGAGGAACGGACACCUACCUCAGAUGACUUGCUGCGGUUGGAGACUCUUGACAUCGGGUCAAUCCUGAAGUUUGGUAGGAAACUACUCGGCAGCGCAGGCAAGGAAUAUGAGUAUACCAUCGGCGGGAUGGAUCCAGCUGCAAGGUUGCAACACCAAAAGAAAACCCUAACAGCGCGUCUCGGCCUGGCUGGGGAGUAUCUUGACGAUGACUUGGUUGACGAGGCCGAUUUUACGUCUGCUCCCAAAAGCGAAAAGCCUGUUCCAAUCCCAUCGCGGCAAAACAGCAUGAUGAACGGAUCUUCUAAUGAAUCUUUGAAUGGAGAAGAGUCAGGUCUUAGUAAACGCCAAUUGAACCAGCUGAAACGCAAAAACAAACAAAACGCGAAGCUUGGAGCCAACAAAGUGAGAGUCGUCGACCUGUCUUCACGGAAACCGUCAGAUAGUCUGGCGACGCCUUCUGUUGCAACUCCAUUCCACCUGAAGUCCGAGCCCGGAGAGGACGAAGCCGAGAAGAAGCCUGAUUAUUUUUCUCUCGAGCGAUCCAGUGUUGACGAUGAUAGCAAAAUCGUUUCAGAGUUCAAAGGGCCCAUUGUUCCGGAAAAACCCGUCAUCCAGACUGAAGCCGAGGAGCAGGGCAAGGAGUGGCCUUACGAACGCAUGUGCGAAUUUCUGAUCGUAGACCUUUUCGACCCGAACUGGGAAAUCCGUCACGGUGCGGCAAUGGGUCUGCGAGAAGUGAUUCGAGUGCAAGGAUCGGGUGCUGGCCGUCAGCUAGGUAAAUCCAGGAAGGAAAACGACUUGCUAAAUCGGCAAUGGCUGGAUGACUUGGCGUGUCGUCUGCUCUGCGUGUUUAUGCUCGACCGGUUCGGUGAUUACAUCUCUGAUAAUGUGGUUGCGCCUAUUCGCGAAACCGUUGGCCAGACCUUGGGUGCUGUGCUUGCCCAUUUACCGUCGCAAUCGGUCGUCCAAGUGUACCGAACUCUGCACCGCAUCAUCAUGUUAAGGGACCUUGGGCUUGAAAGGCCUAUUUGGGAAGUGUGUCAUGGUGGUAUGAUCGGCCUGAGGUAUUUGGUAGCAGUCCGAAAAGAGCUAUUGAUCAAGGAUGCCCAAAUUAUGGACGGCGUAUUAGAGGCAGUGAUGAAGGGACUAGCAGAUUUUGACGACGAUGUACGAGCCGUUAGUGCAGCCACCCUAAUACCCAUCGCUGAAGAGCUGGUCAAAUCGCGACAAGGCUCUCUGAGCGCUCUCAUCAAUAUCGUAUGGGAUUGUCUGUCGAAUUUACAAGACGAUCUGAGCGCUAGUACUGGUUCCGUCAUGGACUUGCUAGCCAAACUGUGCACGUUCCCAGAGGUUCUAGAGGCCAUGAAAGCUAACGCUGCUGAUGACCCUGAAUCGUCUUUUGCAAAUCUUGUGCCUCGCCUAUACCCCUUCUUGCGACAUACUAUUACUAGUGUUCGACUAGCGGCCCUGCGAGCACUUACCACAUUUCUUCGUCUUGAGGAUCAUGAUUCAAAUGCUUGGGUAGACGGUAAAGCUAUGCGCUUGAUCUUCCAGAACCUGUUGGUUGAGCGAAAUGAGGGCGCUCUCAGGCUUUCACUCGAGGUCUGGUACGAUUUGAUCAAGGCACUGGAUACUCGCAAUCUCUUCACAGCCGAGGCGCUAGGCUCAUCAGUUCAGCCUCUGAUCACAUUAGCAAUGGGUCCAUUCGGUGUUCCUCGUUACCCGAUCCCGAUGAAUGCCUCCUUAUUCAUCAAACCGUCUGGUGUGGCGUAUGCAUUCUCUCAUCCUCAAACACCAGGCAGAAAGUCCAGUCCGGCCAAUGUAUCAGAGUCGGCCAAAGGCCGACGUAGGAAGUCUGAGAAAAAAGAAGUCCCUCCUCCUUCCGCGCAUAACGUUGACGGUCAUAUGCUAUCAGGAGACAUUGACUUGGUCGGAUUGGAUACUAUGAUUCGAUCCAAGAUAUUUGCCGCUCAAGCCCUCGGUCAAUUCUUGUUCAUGUGGGACUCAAAAUAUUUGCCUUCACUCUGGCAGCCUAUUGUUGGUGGACUUACCAUGUCUGCAUCCUCGUCUCAACUCGCAGCUGCCAUGAUUAUUGAAGAGUACGCUAAGCGAGCGGGUCCCGACAGUAAAUAUACGUCCUUGCUGUGCGAAAACUUGCGUCCCAUUGUCGAGGCCGAUCGUCCUGGCUGGUACAGCGAUAUAGCUUGCUACCUACAGAUCACCCGAGCACAAUGCCAUUCUCUACUCAACGCUUUCAGAGACCAUGCACAUGUACCUUCCGGACGUCUACCGACAUUAGCUGUUGUCGUACAAGGUGACCCCGAAGCUGGACCCAACGCAUUUUCGAUCCAAGACGCCGAAAAAGUUGUAGGCCCGGAUUUUGAACGUCUUAAGAAGAGUCUGACUCCAGCCCAGCGUGUCACUGCUCUCCAGGUCUUAAAUGAUACAAGAUCGAGUGCCGAGUCUUCUAUUGAGGAGGCAAGGAAUAUCAAGGACCAGAGAGACAUGCGUAUCCGCGCUGCGACAGCUGGCGCCCUGGUUGCUUUACACGACAUCCCCAAGAAACCGAGCAACAUCAUCAAAGCAAUGAUGGAUAGCAUCAAGAAAGAGGAUAACAGCGAACUACAACAGCGUUCUGCCUCGGCCAUUGUUGACCUCAUCGCUUUCUAUACGACGGCUACGAAGAGAGGUCCAGUCGACAAGAUCAUAGGCAAUCUCGUCAAAUAUUGUUGUGUUGAUACAUCGGAGACGCCGGAGUUUCACCAUAAUGCCCACCUUGAAAAGUCAAUUCUUUCGCUCAGGAAAGAGGAAGACCGCAGAGAUCAUGUCGAUGCAGACAAGUUUGAGCGCGAAGCUCGGCACGCCAGAAUUAUGCGACGCGGAGCUAAGGAGGCGCUUGAGCAGUUAGCCACAAAAUUCGGCAGUGAAUUGCUGGAAAAGAUACCCAAUCUCGCUGCUCUUAUUGAAAGACCUCUCCGGGAAGCACUCGAAGGCGACCUACCAGCUAAUAUUGGGGAACCUGACAACGAACUUGGUCAGGAGGCUGUCGAUGGACUGUCAACGCUUAGAGCGCUUUUACCGAAAUUCCAUCCUGGUCUGCAUCCAUGGGUAAUUCAACUCAUGCCAGUCAUAGCGAAGUCACUGCAAUGCCAGCUCGCUGUCAUCCGAUACGCGGCUGCCAAGUGUUUUGCGACAAUCUGCAGUGUCAUCACUGUAGAAGGCAUGACCAUGUUAGUCGAGAAAGUGCUGCCUACUGUCAACAAUGCAUUGGAUGUGCAUCAUCGUCAAGGAGCUGUUGAAUGUGUUUACCACCUCAUUCAUGUCAUGGAGGAAAGAAUUUUACCAUAUGUCAUAUUCCUCAUCGUCCCGGUACUUGGUCGUAUGAGUGAUUCGGAUAACGAAGUUCGACUGCUAUCUACAACAUCUUUCGCGACCUUGGUCAAGCUUGUUCCUCUCGAAGCGGGAAUUCCUGACCCUCCAGGAUUGUCGGAAGAGCUAUUGAAAGGCCGUGACCGUGAAAGAAAGUUCAUGUCGCAGAUGUUGGAUCCGCGAAAGAUAGAGCCGUUCGAAAUUCCCGUUGCGAUCAAAGCCGAGCUUCGAUCAUACCAACAAGAAGGUGUCAACUGGUUAGCCUUCCUCAAUCGCUACCACUUACACGGAAUUCUGUGCGAUGACAUGGGUCUUGGAAAGACACUACAAACUCUAUGUAUUGUAGCGAGUGACCACCACAUGCGAGCAGAAGAAUAUGCUCGUACGCAAGCGCCAGAAGUCCGCAAGCUUCCUUCCUUGAUCGUCUGUCCACCUACCUUAUCAGGCCAUUGGCAACAAGAGAUCAAACAAUAUGCUCCUUUCCUCAAUUGUGUGGCAUACGUUGGUCCUCCAUCGCAACGGUCACAGCUUCGUGGCGAACUGGAAAAGGCUGAUAUCGUCAUUACAUCGUAUGAUAUCUGCAGAAAUGACACGCAGGUCUUUACACCCAUUAGCUGGAACUACUGUGUCCUGGAUGAAGGCCAUCUCAUCAAAAAUCCAAAGGCGAAAAUCACUUUGGCCGUGAAACAACUCAUUAGCAACCAUCGACUCAUUCUAUCCGGCACACCUAUCCAGAACAACGUCUUGGAACUCUGGUCAUUAUUCGACUUUCUAAUGCCGGGAUUCCUGGGUACAGAGAAGGUCUUUUUGGAUCGUUUCGCGAAACCUAUUGCCGCAAGUCGGUUUAGCAAGUCGUCAUCAAAGGAACAAGAGGCUGGUGCUCUAGCGAUCGAAGCUCUGCACAAGCAGGUCCUUCCAUUCCUGUUACGUCGCUUGAAGGAAGAGGUCCUGAAUGACUUGCCGCCCAAAAUCUUACAAAACUACUAUUGCGAUCCGAGUGAUCUGCAGCGAAAGCUAUUUGAGGACUUUUCCAAGAAAGAGCAAAAGGAUCUUCAAUCAAAGAUGGGUAGUACUGAAAAGUCUGCUAAAGAGCAUAUUUUCCAAGCUCUGCAAUACAUGCGUCGACUUUGCAAUUCUCCUGCCUUGGUCAUUAAAGAAGGCCACAAACAAUACGACGAUGUUCAGAGAUGGCUACAUGCAAAGAAUUCGCAUAUUCGAGAUAUCGCACAUGCGCCCAAAUUGACAGCUCUUCGGGAUUUGUUGGUUGAUUGUGGUAUCGGUGUUGAUCCUAACACCGAAGGUGAAUUAGACACCGGAGCAAGUUACGUCAGUCCUCAUCGUGCUCUUGUCUUUUGCCAAAUGAAAGAGAUGCUUGAUAUAGUCCAAGAAGAUGUAUUGAAAAAGAUGCUCCCUUCCGUUCAAUAUCUACGGUUGGAUGGAAGUGUUGAAGCCACAAAACGCCAGAAUAUCGUCAAUCAAUUCAAUACCGACCCCAGCUACGACGUGUUACUUCUCACCACGAGUGUGGGUGGAUUAGGCUUGAAUCUGACGGGUGCCGACACGGUUAUUUUCGUUGAACAUGACUGGAAUCCCCAAAAGGAUAUUCAAGCUAUGGAUCGCGCUCAUCGUAUCGGUCAAAAGAAGGUUGUUAACGUCUACCGGUUGAUCACGAGAGGCACAUUAGAAGAGAAGAUUUUGAGUCUCCAACGAUUCAAAAUCGACGUAGCAUCAACAGUAGUAAACCAACAGAACGCCGGCCUCAACACAAUGGACACAGAUCAACUCCUCGACCUCUUCAAUCUCGGGGAAACAGCCGAAGGCGCCGAAAAACCAACUCUAGAGGGAGGAGCAGGAUCCGGAGGUAAUGAAGUCGACAUGGUCGAUAUCGAUGGCGAAGUCAAAGAAAAAGGUAAAAAGGGCUGGUUGGAUGAUUUGGGUGAGUUGUGGGAUGAUCGUCAGUAUCAAGAAGAAUAUAAUUUGGAUUCUUUCUUGGCGAGUAUGAAAGGGUGAUUUGAUCAUUCUUCUCGAAUAUUGGGGUUAUAGAGGAAGAUGGAGUAGGGAGAUGAGAUUUGGGCUUUUUAGCAUGGAGUUUUGUGUUUUCUGUGCGAGGGGUUCUCUUUUUACCCUUCUCGUUUUUUUUUCCCCUUUGACUUUGGGUUGGAAAUGGGUUUGCAUGUUUUUUUUUUCUUCUUCUGAAGUCAUCGUCUAGAUGACCUGUGUUCAUGUAUUUUCAUUCAGUACCUACCUACCUUAUUCAUGAAUCAUUGGUCCAUUAAGCUCGAUAUCAUCUGCGAAGGUGAGUGCAACUGAAAGUGAGACACAUUUCCAUUAGAAUACUUCCUACAUACACGGAUUGCAUAGAAGAAGCAAAGCAUAGCAUAGCAUCAAGUCAUGAUAUGUACUUGCACAAGCUCACGAAACCACAGCGUCUAGUUGUAUGCUGCGUUCCGUCUUUUCAGGUUUCAAUUCUCCACCCCUUGUUGUAUCUCGUGAAAAACAAGAAAUUACAAGAAUAUCAAAAAUGUAAUCAGUCUGACAAACAAGACAUGACGAAUAAAAACUCGUAUUGUACAAGAAAAGAAAAAUUAAACCAAAUCAAACAUUUGUCCUCCCAGAUAAACGCCUUCAAAUAAAGAGGCCGAGCAAGAGUCAGUCUGUUCGAAACCCGAGUAACGCCGUGUCUCUUCAUCCCACGCUGAACGCCUAUAUAGUCGUGAUAAUGCAGGAUGGGGUUGUGAUGUGUCUGUGAGGCAAGAAUCGAGGAUGAGAUAGUCCAUCCAACUGUGUCUUGUCCAUGUUCAAGAACGAGACUUUGGUUUGGACAGCAUGUUCAAGCGACUCAAGCUGAGAACACUCUUCUUCGACGCAGUGCCUGGGGUAGCGCCUCGGCCGCGAUUUCCUGUCAUGCGCCCAGGAGUAAUGAUGGGGCGCUUCUUGAUUGGACUGGGGCUGACGGGAUUCAACUUCAUGGGGCUGGCUUUCAGACGUUUGGCAUUACGUUCAUCAUCAGCAGGUGGGAUGUUCUCAGUGUCUUCGUCAUCGCUCACGUCUGCACGCUGGCGUUUCUUGUUAACAAUGCCAUGGGGCACUGCAACGAGACAAAUCGACGGGCUCUUUGCCUUCAGAGGUGAUAUCGGAGCCUUUAACAUUGCAUCAGUUGACUUGAUAUCUGGUUUCUUGCUGUGCUCCUCACGCCCACGCUUCUCGUUCGGUAUUCCAUGUGGCACUGUCGGCAUUUUAGGGAAAGGACUGGCCGUGGGAUGAGUUGAGAAAGUCGGGUUAAAGGUUGGUGAGGAGAGAGUUACAGUCUGUUCUUUCUCGUGAUCAUGCUUACGUUCCUUAUUCGGAAUACCAUGAGGUAUAGCGGGUAUCUUCGGAAGAGGACUCGCAGGUUGGGCAGCUGUGAUUGAUUCCCGAACACGUCGAAUCGUGGGAGUAUCAAUGACUUCUUUGUCGGGUGUCAUUCUUAGUGGGAGAGUCGGGUACAUAAUAUCAGACGUAGAUGCAACGGGAGCAUCAGACGCGGGCCCUAUUGCUGUUGGUGUUUCGAGAAUCGAUUCACGGGGAGAUUUCGUACUUGAUGUGAAUUCAACAUGCUUCUUGGGAGAAGGGGUCUGGUCAACGCUGCCAAAAGUUGCCGUGGGGAGACCUUUCAAGUCGAUGUCGGGACUGAAAUUUGGAGCUGUGAUGUGUGUUCCUGCAGCGAUCUUUGCAGGGUCAGUUGAAAACAAUGGCUGACGGCGUCUCAGAAUCGACUUUAGGUUUCCAAGACUUGGAAGUGAUUUCUUGAGUCUGGGAUUGAACUCAGUCUUGGGUGUCUGGGGUACAGCUGGGCGUGAUGGAGAGCCAGCCAGAGAAGGGAUCAUGGAGGUCUUCGAAGGCCGUGCCGACGCGAAACGGGCAGUAGAAGACUUUGUGGGUGUCAUUAAAGAGCUACUACGGAACAUAGAUGUGCCGGGCUGUGGAAUACCCGUCUUCCGCUGGGUACCAAUAUUCGCAAGCGGCCGAGUGGUGGAAGUCGUCUGAAUCUCGGCGCGUUUCACACGUUUAGCAGCAAUGCCAGGAGACUUUGAAGGUGCAGGUUUCGCCUCAGGUUCGUCAAGUUUCGCCUUCGAGCUCUUUCGUUUCAAUGACUGGGUGGCAGGAGUGAAACGACCCGGCUGUGCUCUAAAAGCAGAGGGAUGUCCUGCAAUAGAGUCCAUCUUUUUGAAUUCAGCCAUAUGAACGUCGCUGAAACGUCCAGCCUUGCCCUUGGGCUUGAUGAUCUUUCUAUUUCCUAGCGGCUGCUCUGCGGCUUCUGCGUUUCGCUGUUGUUCACCCCGCUCGAGUAUCAUCUGUGCCUUAAUUCUAGCGACAUCCUCACGAACACUUGCCAUCAACUUUCUUGCUUCUUCGCUGAGUUGAGCGUCGUCGCUUGAAAAUUUGAAGCCAAAUUUGGAUGGAGUGCCAAGAUUACUUGGAGGAGAC
Molecule: messenger RNA, 8142 nt
Organism: Talaromyces stipitatus ATCC 10500
Lineage: Eukaryota; Fungi; Ascomycota; Eurotiomycetes; Eurotiales; Trichocomaceae
Product: TBP associated factor (Mot1), putative
Exons: 4
Coding region: 1-5685 (1894 amino acids)
Molecular function (GO): DNA binding; TBP-class protein binding; ATP-dependent chromatin remodeler activity
Source: RefSeq, a predicted model, not a curated record